ACAAUCUGUAGCUCUGUGGCACGGCGCCUAUAAGUUGAGGUUUCCUGUCGCAGCCUUGCGGGGGACGAAAGGCAAGCCGACUGACUAGAGAAUCAAAUCCACACUUUAAGCCUUGAAGCAUUCUAAAAAGGUUUUGAAUAUUAUUCCAGCGACUCGCGAGAGCCACUGCGAUUCUAGACCACCAUGUCUCCUCCGCCACAUGUUCCAGACGCCCAGGAUGACUUGGCUCGCCCGAGCAGCUCGGGUUCCAUGCGCCGAUUAGGCAGUAUGGGGAGGCGACGGACACAGCCCCCGGAGUCGGCGUUGCGCAAGAAUACAAAUUUCGCCAAGCUCGCGCGGCAGUCGACAGAGGCCAGCCUACUGCCGAAGGGGCCAAAACCGGUGCGGAAUACAUGCGAUGCGUAUGACUUGCCUUGGGAGACGCUUAGGGAUUAUUUGGUGGGGAAGUUCCCAGAGUAUAUGGUUAAGAUAACAUUAGAAAAGGACCUUUAUAUCUUUAAUUUGCCUGAGUUAUUGACGACGGAAGACCACAAAGCCAUCGACAGAUUACGCGACAAUAACAACAACACCGCCAACAAGGAGGUCGUCGAGGAGCGGCUAUCCCAAUCACCAGAGCCCGGGGAACCAUGAGAAGAGUGCUGUUGGGAGUUGGUUAUCUAGGACUUAU
Pseudogymnoascus verrucosus is the source of this 667-nucleotide messenger RNA. RefSeq lists its product as uncharacterized. Bases 184 to 630 code for a protein of 148 amino acids. Lineage: Eukaryota; Fungi; Ascomycota; Leotiomycetes; Thelebolales; Thelebolaceae. The record is from RefSeq and is a predicted model, not a curated record. The transcript is spliced from 3 exons.